AUGGCCGACGCGUUUCAAGGUUUCCUCCUUGCAGUGGCGGUGGCGGCAUUGUUGCUUUCAAGUGUAGCUCUCAUUCGCCUUGACACAAAUUCUGUCGAGUUGUCUUUGAUGCGCCAAAAUAUUAAAAAUCUGGAGAUUCAAAUUCUCAAAGCAGAGGACAGCCCAUGUAAACCGUGCGACCACCUGGAAAUACAAGAAAGUAAACAAAACGAUCACCAAAGAAGAUUCUCUAGAGGCCUGGGGCUGGGUCAGGAAUCCAAGCUACGCCAGGAAGGCAAGAAAGGUAUCAAUCGAAAGAUGAAAAUGGAGAUAAAAAACGAAAUUCGCAUGGUGCUGGGUUCACUAACUCAGGUUUUCUGCGCAAAAGAAGAAAGACUUUGUUUUGGGGGCCCUAAAGGGGAAAAAGGUGACGUGGGCAUUGAAGGAAUUCCUGGAGUUCGCGGGGAAAAAGGAGUCGCUGGACCGACUGGACCGAAAGGAGAUAAAGGUGAUCCUGGUAUUUCAGUUGCUGCUCCUACAAUUAUUACACCAUCAAAAGUGAUAACCAUCAGACAGACACAAACAGCCUCACUGUCAUGCAGAGCCAAAGGACUUCCUUCACCACAAACAACCUGGGUUCGAGUCUAUGGGUCUUUACCCAGUGGUCGUCACGUGAUUCACAGUAAUGGUACGAUGGUUAUCAGUGGGGUUCUGUAUGAAGACGCUGGAAUGUAUGUGUGCCAAGCCAAGAAUGUGCUGGGAAUCGCAAAAUCGACCAUGCUACUGAUUGUGCACGUUCCCGUUCAACUGACAAGGACGCCUCUUCCACUACGGAUCGAAGAAGGACAGAGAGCCAUGUUUAUAUGUGAAGCAUCUGGAUUUCCUGAGCCUGUGAUAACUUGGACAGCGCUAUCCGAGAGAGGGCGCAUACUUACAAAUGGGUCAACUUCUCUUAAGGGACAGCUGACAAUCUACAACGCCACCCUUAAUGAUAGUGACUACUACACGUGUACUGCUAAAAAUGACGUAAAUGAAGUCAAAGCGUCUGCAAAGUUAUCCGUUCUCCCUAAACUGAAAUUUCUUAUCCGACCAGUCGAGCAGAUGAAUGCAUAUCUCGGCAGCACAGUGACACUGCAUUGCCAAGCAAGCAAACAACCAAUGCAAUGGGCUAAGGAAGGUGACGCUAUGCCAAAAGCAUUCGAGAUUUUGCGCAACGGAACUUUAAUUAUAAAUGUAACAUCUAUUCUCGAUGGUGGAUGGUACCGCUGUGCAGCAGAAAGCGAAAUCGCAGUCAUAAAUGCAACUUCUGCCCUAACAGUCCAGGUGCGAUCAUGCAGUGAGUGGAGACUCGCAGGUUAUAAUCGCAGUGGUAUUUUCAAUGUAAAAGCAGAUGAUGAUUCACCGAUGUUCAAAGUGUUUUGUAACAUGACUGAUAAGGGUGGUGUUGGGGUUUCGGUGAUCAGUCACAACUCAGAGCAGAGAACGGCCGUCGAAGGCUUCUUUUACCCAGGGAGCUAUUUACAAGAAGUGACUUACGUGGGGGCAACUAUGACUCAGAUCAAGAACCUCAUCCAGGCAUCCACCCAUUGUGAACAGUUCAUAAAAUAUGAAUGCCGCCAUUCUGUGCUUCUUUGGAGGGGAUCACCUUACGGCUGGUGGGUGUCACGUGACGGACAGAAAAUGACGUAUUGGGGAGGAGCUUCCCCCGACAGCAACAUGUGCGCAUGUGGAAUGAACGACUCAUGCGCCACGGGCGAAGCGUGUAACUGCGAUGCCAAUGAUCUGACGUGGAGAGAGGACAGUGGACUACUGACUGACAAGUCCACUUUGCCCGUUACGCAGCUCCGGUUUGGUGACACAGGAGACCCAAGAGAAGAAAAAGGUUUUCAUACUUUGGGAAAACUGAAAUGUUAUGGCAUAGCCUCGACCAAGUCAUAA
Pocillopora damicornis (cauliflower coral) is the source of this 1917-nucleotide messenger RNA. RefSeq lists its product as uncharacterized. Gene Ontology annotation, cellular component: plasma membrane; axon. Gene Ontology annotation, molecular function: cell-cell adhesion mediator activity. Gene Ontology annotation, biological process: axon guidance; homophilic cell-cell adhesion; dendrite self-avoidance. Lineage: Eukaryota; Metazoa; Cnidaria; Anthozoa; Scleractinia; Pocilloporidae. The record is from RefSeq and is a predicted model, not a curated record.